GUUGGGCAGGUCUAUGCAUCUACUGCAUGCUGCAGCCGGGUAAGGAAGGAAGAAAAGAGGGCAAGAAGGAAGGAGAGAAGACGGACUAAGAAGUCAUGUGGGAGGUGUAAAUCCACUGCGGAUGAGCAUGCUGAGGGGAGAAGAAGAGGUGAUAGAGAAGGAGGGAAGAGAAGAGAGGCAGGGAGGCAGGAGAGGAGAUUCGGCUGGCUAUAUGUGUGAGGCUGCAGCUGCUGCUUCUCCCUCUGCUGUUUCUGCACUGUGUGGUGGAUCACGAUAAAGCUUCACCAGGAUAACAGAAGGCUUCGACAGAGGAGGAAGGUAUGGUGACUAGAGAUCUGCUGGAGGCGUCCUAAGGGCCUGUUUGUCCUCUGUUUGCCCAUAAUGUCCUUAGUCUUACUGAGUAGGAAGGAACAUGUCCUAAAAAUACAGUGACACCCCCAUCAACAGAUAAACAAACAAAAUCCUAGUAAAAGGAGAGGAGGACAGUCUCUGUCUUCUGUAUCACUCGCUCUCUCUUCCUGGCCUCGAGUGUGAGGUCAUGUCCCAGUCUGGAAAAGUCCUUCAUCUGUACGUGGAGGUAAGGUCAGCCCCGGAGCAGGAUGUGAAUGGGGGCUUGGGGGGAGGAGUGGAGGGUCCUGGGACUGGGAGUAACUCAGCCUCAGCACAGGAUGGGCCAGCUGGGCUUUUGUCCAAGCUAACCUGCCAGACAAAAUGUCAGACUCCUACCAAAGCACAAACGCACCGCCUAGCCCAUAACUUCACUCACACCCAGUCUCCCUCCAGACACACAGUGAGCUUCCAGCUCCACCAAGGCAAUGGCAACCAGUCACCUAGCAUCUCCAAGCGGCAGAGUUUACCAGCAGCACUGACCCACUCCCCAGCCUUUUCCAGAAAUGGGAGGACCACCACCCCCCACAAACCCUCCUCCAAAGGGCAGGGGGUGGGGGGUGAUGCCAAACGCUCGGUGGUCACCUUCAGCUACAUUGAGAAGGCUAACGUCAAGACAGUGGAGAGCCCACAGAACUCUGCCUGUCAGAGGAGGUCUAGGGAGGAGAGGUCAUCCCCACCUUCCUACCCCCGGAAGAGACUCAGCGACCCCAUCUGGUUGGGUAGUCCUGGCUCCUCCUGCAGCUCCAGUCCCAAACUAGCGUUUCGUCCCCCAGGGUGUAUCCAGCAACAACAGCAACCGUCAGUCUCCCCCAGCCACUGCCACCCCGUCUUGGAUCCCGUUGGCAGGGCAGCCACCCAGUUUGCCCUGGAAGCUGGGUUUGGUUCCCCCCUGCACAGGAGUAAGAUCCUCCAUGGGCUCGAGCAGAGUCCUAGGGGCUCCCGCCACAACCAGCAGGCUGGUUGCCUGUCAUGGGCAGGCGGCUCUCCUGUCCUACGCCACAGCGCCUGCAAUAAUCAUGCCAUGGACACAGAUAUAAACCGGGCCAUUUGCGGGCCAUUACCCAGGAGCCCAGCCUCCGACCAGCUUUCGUCUCAUGCUAGCCAGGCCGCUCUGGGUAUGUCUCCUAACUCGAGACCCAGGUUGUGUAUGGGGCCCAAAGCCCAGAGCCCACACCAAUGGGAAGGUCAGGACAAAGCUAUCACAGGGAGUCCAGCCACCCAGAGACAAGUACACAAGCCCUGUAACAGCAGUUCCUCCCCUCAAGGGACUAUUCUCCAACUUAGCAAUAAACUAGGGGUGGGAACUGUACUGAACCAGCUAAGUGGUAGCAAACCCUCCUCACCAUCCAACAGCCCUGAAGUGGCCCGGAGGCUAGCUGUGGAGGCUACUAAAGUGUCCUCUAUUUUAGCAGAGGUAAGGAGGAACUCAUUGACAUUGCACAGCACUUUAGACGAAGUAGAGAGCCCCAACUGUGGAUGUAUGUCCAGAGAAGCCAACAGUUCUGUCCCAAAAGCACAACUGCAACAUUUGCAGCAUCAGAAAGUUAAGAUGAACAUCCCUUUACACGGCCUACACACACCAGCAUUCAACGACACUGACUCUCAACAGGCUGGAAACUCUUUACCAUCGUCACGCACACAGUACACCAACACUCCAAUACUAACCAAUCAUAGGACACAGCACGGAGGAGGGUGGGCUCUGGGUCAGAGCUCCAUCCUAUCAGACGCAGUAGUGGGUGGAGGAGUGUCCCCAGCCCUGCCUUCACGCUUCCUCCGUCCAUUUCUUCCCCCAGCCGAGACCAGCUCCCCUCUGAGGGACCCCAGGCUGCUGAGAGCCCAGCUCAGAGUCACCGACAGCCCCACGCUGCACCGCUGUCAGCCCCCUCAAUACACUGGAGAUUUCUGGUCCUUCGAGCCGGACAGGACAGCCGACUUGUCCUGCUUCGACAGGGGGGACAGUGCCGAGCUGGCCCGUAGGCUCUACAUACGCCAGAGUGUGGAAGAAGCCCCUGUCAGCUGGACUUCCAGGCAGCCCUGGAGCCACCUGGUAGGGGAGGAGAGCAGCAGCUCCAGUUCCAGCCCCAGACAUGGACCUGGACCCGGUCAGCAGCCCUUGAGCACGGCCCAGCAGAAGAGGGCUGAGCAGAGGAGGAGGGAGGUUCUGCUGCUGGGCCCUGUGGUGCUGGACUCCCCAGAGGAGGACGAGGGCCUGGAUGGGGAUGGGGAAGGGGAGGAGGUUUCGGGACAAGGGCAGCAGCCAAGCCUGCUGAGGGUGGAGGAGCCUCAAGGGGGGGAGCGAAUUGGGAUAGCGGGGUCCUCGUCGCGCAGCUCCAGCGGGGUGACGGGCAGCCUAGGUGAAAGGGAAUGUGUGUCCCCAGAGUCCAGUCAGUCCAGCCACCAGAGCAACGAGACAGGGGCUGCCACUUCAGGGAUACAGACGGACAGUGGCACUGCAGUCCCAGGCCCCUCCCUCCACUCCCAGAGGAUAGCUCGUGCCAAGUGGGAGUUCCUAUUCGGGACACCCGCUGAGGAGGCUGCCAGCAGGGGGGAGAAAAGUACCAUCGAACCCUCCACAGCUCCUCCCAGUGGCCAGUCCAGUGAAUCCCCCACUUCCCCCACCUCCCUCCCCCUCAUCUCAGCCAAUCACGAGGUGCAGCACGUGGAGGUAGAGCUGGUGACUCCUCCCCCAGCGGCGGUGGGGGAGUCGCCAAAGACGGGCAUCAUCCGGGGGACCCUCAAGUACUCGGAGACGGACCUGGAUGCCGUGCCCCUGCGCUGCUACCGCGAGACCAACAUCGAUGAGGUGCUAUUGGCUGAGCAGGAAGACACCGACUCAGCGUUUGGGAGUAACCGCAGCGUGAAAAGCACGUCGGGUACAGGCAGCAGCCCCCUGGGUGUCUGUCCCUAUGAGAGAACGAGUGGGGAGGAGGAGGAGGUGGAAGGAGAGGAGGAAGAGGAGGAGGAGGAUGACGAGGAGGAUGAGGAGGAGGUGGUGAGCUGGGUCUCAGUGAGGAUGCAGGGGGACAUUAAGAGGCAGCAGCAGCAGCAGGUGAUCAGUCAGCUGCUGAAGAGGCCAUUGGACAGUUUCUUCGACAACCUCCCGGCCCUCAAGUCGCCCAUCCUGGUUUCGGGUCCUCGUCUGGCAGGCACGACUGAGGACACCUUCAGCCGCCAUUUUGAGAGCAUAAUGGAGUCACAUCGCGCCAAGGGCACAUCCUACUGCAGCCUGGACAGCGAGGAGCUGCUGACCUCCAGCACCCAGACGGUCCUGACCUUUGACCUUCCCACACUGACCCCAGAGAUCCAGGGCGGUCAGAUGAUCUGUCAGAGCGCCCGGCACAUUGUCAAGUUGAGCUUCGCCCCACUGGCCCACUGUGAGAGGGGAACAAGCCUAUCAGAUUCCAUCGUCACGGUGACAGGCGACUCAGACGCCACGCGAGCCCCCUCCAGCGAAAGGCUGAGCAGUGGCUCGGAGGACACACUCCCGCGAGGGGGAGGGGGCGGGGCACGGAUGUUGGGGAGCAGCUGGUACAGCAACCCCACAUUCUCCUUCCCUAGGUCAGUGAUGUCAUACAGCAGCAACCCCUCCCUCUCCUUCCACAGGGAGAAGGCUCGUCUGGCGACAGACUCGGAGCUGGAUCAGGACCUCAGUGAGCGGCUGGGACUGGGGAGCAGCGACACCCUCACCAACGGUAACCGUGCUGACGGAGAGGCCGCCAAGCGCUUGGCCAAGCGCCUCUUCACCCUGGACGGCUUCAGGAAGUCCGACGUGGCCCGUCACCUCAGCAAGAACAAUGACUUCAGUCAUAAGGUUGCAGAGGAGUAUCUACACUUCUUUAACUUCACAGGUCUUAAUGUGGACCAGGCUCUGAGAGCCUUACUCAAGCAGUUCUCCCUGAUGGGAGAGACUCAGGAGAGGGAGCGGGUGCUGUCUCACUUCUCCAGGAGAUACCUGCACUGUAACCCAAUACUCAUACAUACUGAGGAUGGUGUUCAUACCUUGACCUGUGCCCUGAUGCUGCUAAACACAGACCUGCAUGGCCAUAACAUUGGCAAAAGGAUGUCCUGCACACAGUUCAUUGAAAACCUGGAGGGUCUGAAUGAGGGUCAAGACUUUCCCAAAGACUUGCUGAAGGCCCUGUACAACUCAAUCAAGAAUGAGAAGCUUCAAUGGACAAUCGAUGAGGAAGAGAUGCGGAAGUCUUUCUCGGAGCUGGGGGACACCAACCAGGCUGACUCCACCUCUAAACACAUGAAGAGCAUGGCCAGCGGUGAGAAACACCUAGUGACCAUGGCCCAGCCCUCGGGAGCCCUGCUGUACAAGAAUGGCUUCCUGGUGCGCAAGGUGCACGCCGACUCAGAUGGCAAGAGAACACCGCGUGGGAAGAGAGGAUGGAAGACGUUCUAUGGCAUUCUGAAGGGGCUGAUUCUCUACCUGCAGAAGGGAGAGUACCGGCCAGAUAAACAGCUGUCAGAUGAGGAUCUGAAGAACGCCGUGUCCAUCCACCACUCUCUGGCCAUGAGGGCUGCUGACUACAGCAAGAGACCCAAUGUGUUCUACCUCCGCACCGCCGACUGGAGGGUCUACCUCUUCCAGGCACCAAACGCAGAGCAAAUGCAGUCGUGGAUCACGCGCAUCAACACGGUAUCAGCCAUGUUCUCAGCACCACCCUUCCCUGCAGCCAUUGGUUCACAGAAGAAAUUUUCCCGACCGCUGCUGCCAGGCUCCACCUCCAAACUGUCACAGGAGGAGCAGGUCCAGUCCCAUGAGGCUCGGUUCCGGGCCAUCUCCACUGAACUGGCUGAGCUGCGCUCGUAUCCUCCAGACCGAAAGGUCAAAGGCCGUGAGCUGGAGGAGUACCGCCAGCGGGACGAGUACCUGGAGUUUGAGAAAACGCGCUAUGGUACCUACGCCAUGCUACUGCGGGCCAAGAUCCGCUGCGGCGAGGAUGACUUGUCCGUAUUCGAGGCCCAGAUCCUGGAGGACAAUGGCCUGCAGCGCGCCCACUCCAGCCCCACACUGCAGGACAGCAGCCAGGCCAGCCAGGCCUCCCAGGGCAGCAGCACCAAGGAGCCGGUGGGCUGCAGCGGUAUAGGAAAAGGCUCCAAGCGCACAGAGGGCCAGAGAUACAGCUACCGCCAGGCCGUCAAGAAGUGAGUCAGGGCGGGGUGCUGGGUGGUGAUGACGUGGCAGGCUUGUCUCCCUGCGCAGGUUAUUUGAGAUCCGCGUGAGGGGGGGUUAUAGGAGCUUGAAAAGGAGCGGGUGAGAGUUUACUGUAUACACCACGCCCCCCCCCCCCCCCUCCCCUCCCAUGGAGCCCCCAUCCAGCACCCCUGAUCUCCUCAGCCAGUAGAGGAGGUGCAGAGGUGCAGGUCAUAUGGCCAAUGCCAGCGGUGUGUUGGGACAUGAGGAAGGGAGGAGCAUUGGAGAGGUCACGGAGCUUGGACAGAAAGUAUUUGAGAGAAGGCUUUCUGGAUACACUAAUAGACUGUCCUAUACCAUACGGUAAGACAGAGGGUCCUCCUGUAAGCGGUAGCUCCGCCGUACAGGGACUCCCAUCCAGCAUCCUUUCCUUCUAAUUCUUUGAGGUCACCUCUCUCACAAACCCCUCUACCAACCUUUUUUCUUGACGUUGUUUUUUCUGAUUUGGGACCAAACAUGUUUACAUGUUUGACACCUUAAGUCUCCAAUGACUGUUCUGUUGAUUUCAACAUGUGUUACAGUACUGUAAUACUGCAGUAAGAGGAGCUAGACCCUAGACUCAUUGCAGUUCCAUUUUUUCCACAACAUCAGGGUGUGUCCACAUUCCAUGAGGGAGCCUAAACACUAGGGUACUUGCAGUUCCUGAACUUUUCUUUGGGGCAAAUAUGGCAGCAACAAGGUGGCUCUAGUGGAUCCGUAAUGGCAGUGCACUAUGCAUCAGGAUCAGCAAUGGAGGUUCAGUUGCAACUCUUCCUCCUGGCCCGAAUCAGGGCGAGGGCAGAGGAGAGACUGAGCUCUCAUGACUUCAGACACUCCACUCUCUACACAUUCUCAGUCUUCUCCCCUCUCAGAGAGGGGGUAACUGUGGCUCCCAUCUCUAUCCUAUCUCCCAAAUGGGUUGUCAGAGUGACGGAUGUCAUUUGAGACAUUUCAUUAUAAACUGGGUGGUUCGAGCCCUGAAUGCUGAUUGGCCGACAGCUGUGGUAUAUCAGACCGUAUACCACUGAGUAUGACAAAACAUUUAUUUUUCACUGCUCUAAUUACGUUGGUAACCUGUUUAUAAUAGCAAUAAGGCAGCUCGGGGGAUGCGUCGUGCAUAAGAACAGCCCUUAGCCGAGGUAUAUUGGCCAUAUACCACACCCCCUUGUGCCUUAUUGCUUAGUUGUACUGCAUCAUCCUCUCAGCAAGAGAGACCCAUGGUUUCUUUCCUUUUUCUUAAAGGGGCACUCUGCGAUUGAUAUAUACCCAUUGACUCUUGAAUAAUAUAACGUACAGUAUAUAUGCCUCAUGAGCUUAGUUCAACUGUUGUACCCCAUCAGAACCCCAAAUAUAAACUUGUUUUACUCCUUUGUUUGUAAAAAGUGUAAUUGUAAACAAAAACAGAAUCUCCACAAAACAUGGCUAAAACUACGUUUCUGAUAUCAUUGAUGGUUAGUCCUUGUAUCCAUAGCGCUGUCCAUGGAUGUUAGAGGGGUUACAUUUCUCCAGCCCCAUCCCUCAGCUGUUUACCAAAUCAGUGGCAGGGUGGAUGCUUUGUAUUGUUGAAUCGCAGAGUGCCCAUUUAAUAACAGUUGAUACUACUCCUACCUAGCCAGUUGCUUUAGCUUUGUCUUGUGGUGGGCUUCUGUUCUUCUUUCUUACUUCUCUGGGCUGAACUUUGUUUUUUUCUCAGCAUGUCUGCAUUGAGCUCAGCUUUUUCUUUUAUGCCUUUUUCUUCUUCCUGGAAAAAAAAGAGAGCAGCAACUGUUUGGGUUGUGUUGUAUUUUUAUUCACACUGUUGUAUUGACAUGUCCUCCCUGUUACUCCCUGACCUGUCCUCCCUGUUACUCCCUGACCUGUCCUCUAUGUUACUCCCUGACCUGUCCUCUAUGUUACUCCCUGACCUGUCCUCUAUGUUACUCCCUGACCUGUCUUCCCUGACAUGUCCUCCCUGUUACUCCCUGACCUGUCCUCUAUGUUACUCCCUGACCUGUCCUCUAUGUUACUCCCUGACCUGUCCUCUAUGUUACUCCCUGACCUGUCCUCCAUGUUACUCCCUGACCUGUCCUCCCUGUUACUCCCUGACCUGUACUCCAUGUUACUCCCUGACCUGUCCUCCCUGUUACUCCCUGACCUGUCCUCUAUGUUACUCCCUGACCUGUCCUCCAUGUUACUCCCUGACCUGUCCUCCCUGUUACUCCCUGACCUGUCCUCCAGGUUACUCCCUGACCUGUCCUCCAUGUUACUCCCUGACCUGUCCUCCAUGUUACUCCCUGACCUGUCCUCCAUGUUACUCCCUGACCUGUCCUCCAUGUUACUCCCUGACCUGUCCUCCAUGUUACUCCCUGACCUGUCCUCCAUGUUACUCCCUGACCUGUCCUCCUUGUUACUCCCUGACCUGUCCUCCUUGUUACUCCCUGACCUGGCCUCCAGGUUACUCCCUGACCUGUCCUCCCUGACCUGUCCUCCAGGUUACUUCCUGACCUGUCCUCCAGGUUACUCCCUGACCUGUCCUCCCUGUUACUCCCUGACCUGUCCUCCAUGUUACUCCCUGACCUGUCCUUCUUGUUACUCCCUGACCUGUCCUCCAUGUUACUCCCUGACCUGUCCUCCUUGUUACUCCCUGACCUGUCCUCCAUGUUACUCCCUGACCUGUCCUCCAUGUUACUCCCUGACCUGUCCUCCAUGUUACUCCCUGACCUGUCCUCCAUGUUACUCCCUGACCUGUCCUCCAUGUUACUCCCUGACCUGUCCUCCAUGUUACUCCCUGACCUGUCCUCCUUGUUACUCCCUGACCUGUCCUCCUUGUUACUCCCUGACCUGGCCUCCAGGUUACUCCCUGACCUGUCCUCCAGGUUACUUCCUGACCUGUCCUCCAGGUUACUCCCUGACCUGUCCUCCCUGUUACUCCCUGACCUGUCCUCCAUGUUACUCCCUGACCUGUCCUCCCUGUUACUCCCUGACCUGUCCUCCAGGCUACUCCCUGACCUGUCCUCCAGGUUACUCCCUGACCUGUCCUCCAUGUUACUCCCUGACCUGUCCGCCAUGUUACUCCCUGACCUAUCCUCCAUAUUAUCCCCUGACCUGCCCUCCAUGUUACUCCCUGAUCUGUCCUCCAUGUUACUCCCUAACCUGUCCUCCCUGUUACUCCCUGACAUGUCCUCCCUGACCUGUCCUCCCUGUUACUCCCUGACCUGUCCUCCCUGUUGCCCCCUGACAUGUCCUCCCUGUUACUCCCUUAAUCUAUGUGUAUAUGUAUAGGGCACUUGUUUAUAAGACCUAUAUAACACUCACCAGGCAGACCCUGAAUGUUCUUGUUUUUUUAUAUAUAUUUUUACAGUAUUUUACAAUAGUCUGUCGGACAUGCUCCUCUUCCUCUUGUGUACUGUUGUAAGCGUCAUUGUACGAUGAAAUAUCAAGAAUAUAAGAAGUAUUUUAUUCAUAUU
Oncorhynchus mykiss (rainbow trout) is the source of this 9018-nucleotide messenger RNA. RefSeq lists its product as uncharacterized. Gene Ontology annotation, biological process: regulation of ARF protein signal transduction. The record is from RefSeq and is a predicted model, not a curated record. Gene Ontology annotation, molecular function: protein binding; guanyl-nucleotide exchange factor activity; phospholipid binding. Lineage: Eukaryota; Metazoa; Chordata; Actinopteri; Salmoniformes; Salmonidae.